AUGAUACAUGACAUCCGAACGGUCGCCAACACCGGACUGGGCCACUCCUUAAAAAUAUACUAUAUGGACCAUCCAGAACAGACACAGACUGAUCGUGAUAUGCCCCCCGCCCCUUAUGGACAAGAUUCCAGCAACUUAGCGACCCCUAAGCGGAAUGGGACUUCCCCCAACCCCCUGGGCGACGUAGGGACCGACGAGCGGGAAGGCCUGGAGGCGGGGAUCACCCCGCAGACAUGCUCACACAACCAUUAA
Messenger RNA from Pelobates cultripes (western spadefoot toad), 252 nucleotides. The record is from the annotation of a GenBank genome assembly. Lineage: Eukaryota; Metazoa; Chordata; Amphibia; Anura; Pelobatidae.